AAUUUUAAAGAUCAACUUUAAUAAUUCCUUAAAACUACUAAAUUAUUAAAUAGUUUGUUUUACAACUGUUUUUGUAUCAACACUAAAUGUUUGGGCUGUCAGGUCCAAGAUUAGUCCAUGGAUUAGUUUCCUUAAAAUUGAACAAAGACAGAAUAAAAACCAAAUGCUAGGAUGCCAAUGUUAGCCCGCCAGUUAUAUAUAUUGUAGGGGAAAACCUUUUACAUUAAAGUGCUCUUUGUUUGCAUCUUGAUUUAAGCACAGAGCUUUGUAAACAAACCUUUCAGUAUACCAUUUUUUUUUUCUUAUGAAAGAGGAGCUCGCAAUAAAUAAAUAAAUAAGAAAGUAAGUGGGGAAGCAAUGAGUUUACAAUGAAGUCUUAAGUUCAUUACCAGGUUUGUGUUGAGGAUCUGUUAUGCUCAGAAUCUCUUGCAUGUGUCUAUCAAAAUAAGUUUACGGUGCCAUGAGAAUGAAAAAGUUAUUGAAGUUUAGAGAGACCAUGAGAUUGUUACAAUUUUUUGGACUGUUAUCUUGAGAACUUAUUUGUCUUGUGAUCUCAAGAUAAAAAAAAAAGUUAUUUUCUUGAGAUGACAUUUCUCUUGUGCUCUCAAGAUAACAGAAGUUGUUUUCUUGAGAUUACAACUUAUUUUUCUUGUGAUCUCAAGAUAACAAAAGUUGUUUUCUCAAGAUAACGAUAAUCUUGAGGUCAUGUGAAAAAUAUAUUGUUUGUUGUUUUUUAUGAUGAACUUGAGAUCGCAAAAGAAAUAGACUGUGAUAUUGAGAAAUCAACUUUUGUUAUCUUGGGAUCAUAAGACAAUUAAGUUGUGAUCUCAAGAUAAUAGUCCAGAAAUGUAUGCCUAGCUCAUAACCUCUCUAGACAUCCUUAAAAAGUCAUCUUAUCAUCGAGUGUAUCUUACCUGCUAUUUUCUGUCGUACAGACAGGCAGUGUGCUUUGCUGCCUCAAACUGAUUUUAAGUAGAUUUUACAUCGCCCAGAUCUUGAAAAUGACACCAGCAGCAGAAGCUGGGAGUUGAGGUUGAAUCAGCUUGUGUUCUCAGGCAGUGCGACUAACACCUAGUCCAGUGUAAUUUUUCAUCUUCUGUUCUCCACCUCAGCAGCCCUUGGAAAGUGCAGAAGUAUUCAUUCCUGAAAUGGUUGAAAGCCAUUUAGAAGAUGAGAACAGUGAGACGUACAGGUGCCACAUCCAUUUGAUUCAUUGUGUUACUUAGAAAAAAGCACCACAACCAUGAUUCAGAUCUUGCAUCUUGCAUGUUUUCAUCCUUCAGAAGCGUCUUGCUUCUGUCUUCUGCUCUGCAGGUUUCGGUGCCUUUAUGCUGGUCAGUUUCAGUGCAAAUUGACCAACCUUGUUUUUGACAUGGAGGGGGAAGGGGAGGUUCUGUACAAAAUAGUCUCCUGGGAUACUCGUCUGUUGGAUGGUUUAGGCCAGAUGCAGCCUGCAGGACCCCUGUACGAUAUUGACUGCACUCAAGGUUCAGUUAGUUAUCUGCACCUCCCACACUGCGAGAUACUUCAUGAGAAAAAUCCAGUUGAGCAGUCUGUGGCACAUUUCGCUGGUGACAAUAUAGAGAUCAUGCCACCAGUAAGAGUGACAGACACGCAUGUGGUCAUUAGCAUCCAAAGCCUCUCUCUUUUUGGCCUUCUAAAAAGCAUGAUAUUUGAUGCCAGUCCCAUUAGUGCCCAAGUGCUACUGUUCCACAAAGAAAUGCCUGGCAGGAAAAAACUGCACAUCCACUUGUUGCCAGUAAACGUACCAGUUGAAGAGGUAGGAAAAAGGCACAAAGGCAGCAUAUAUUUUGAGACAAGCUCCACAUGCCAACUGACCCCUGGUAGAUACUACAAACUGUCCUGUGACCCUUAUGUAUCUCAGCCAAAGGCUGGCAGAUUUGACUAUGACUAUGGGCCCAACUAUCAUCCCACAUUUGUGGUGUUCCUUCAUGCUGACUAUCUUACUGUAAGUCUUAUGGAUGAAGAUGGCACUGAGGUUUGGGAGCCACAUGACAUCUUUCUUACCGGUAAAAAAUCUGGUAAAACAAGUUGCAGCACAGAGGCAGCCCUGCUCAGAGUGGACACAGGGGCUGAGUUUAUAGAUAAACAAAGAGAAAAGCUCAUUCGGAGAGUUUCCUCAGUAAUGGAGAUUGCAGACUGCCUAAAAAGCAAAAAUAUGAUUAGUGAUGAAGACUACAGUAAUGUACAAGCUAGAGAAACUUCCCAGGAGAAAAUGAGAAUCAUAUACACAGUUAUCCAGUCAGGAGGAAGAGCUGUGAAAGCAGAAUUCUAUGAACUUCUUAAAGAGAAGCAGCCUUUCUUAGUGGAUGACUUGGAAUCUGGAUCUAGUAAGAUGUAACAGAUCUUUGAAGAAAACGUCAACCAUCUGAAGGUGUCAACUGUCAGAGAAGUCAGUUGUGGAGGCAGUCUCACCACUGUCACAAGCUCAUUUGAGAUGGUGUUAAGAUUUACAUAAUAUGAUGCCACCAGCACUUGAAUGUUUUUUAGACUGAGGACAAACUAAUCCAGGAACAAACUGUAUUUUUGCCCUUUCUGUGUUUGUAAGACAUGAAGUUAUUAUGAAUUAUGAAUGUGAUGAUCCAAUUCACAGUGGUUUCAUUUACAGUACAACAAUGAUUGAUAACCACAUAUCUCAGAAAUGUUUCUGCAUCAGUGGUUAUGUUUCAUGUUUUAUUAUUCAUAUGAUACUGAGUGUUAUUACUGUAGAUUAACUGGAAAGCCUUUUGUUCUUUUUUAAAAACUUUGGCCAUUUAUUUGUCUUUUAUUUGCUAAAAGACUCCAUACUGGCUCAUAAACAACAGCAGCAUCAGAGUCCAAGCAUUGUUUGUUUGGUUAAUUUGUUUUUUGAACCAUUAAGUAAAAAGAAACAUGUAUAUCAUGUGUAAUGUAAUGUCAGAAUAAGAACCGAGCACAUUUUCUGUCGAAGAAACCUACAUUUAAGCAAA
This is a messenger RNA of Colossoma macropomum (tambaqui), 2969 nucleotides long. Its product is annotated as NACHT, LRR and PYD domains-containing protein 1-like. Gene Ontology annotation, biological process: inflammatory response; regulation of apoptotic process; innate immune response. Bases 1244 to 2362 code for a protein of 372 amino acids. Lineage: Eukaryota; Metazoa; Chordata; Actinopteri; Characiformes; Serrasalmidae. The record is from RefSeq and is a predicted model, not a curated record. The transcript has 6 exons.